Chelonia mydas (Green sea turtle) is the source of this 2171-nucleotide messenger RNA. RefSeq names its product SIX homeobox 2 (gene SIX2). The record is from RefSeq and is a predicted model, not a curated record. Gene Ontology annotation, biological process: regulation of transcription by RNA polymerase II. Lineage: Eukaryota; Metazoa; Chordata; Testudines; Cheloniidae. The coding region runs from base 461 to 1324 and encodes 287 amino acids. The transcript is spliced from 2 exons. Gene Ontology annotation, cellular component: transcription regulator complex; nucleus. Gene Ontology annotation, molecular function: RNA polymerase II cis-regulatory region sequence-specific DNA binding; DNA-binding transcription factor activity, RNA polymerase II-specific.
AUUAUUUAAAAAAACAGAGAGAAGAGGAGGAGAGAAAGGAGAGAGAAGAGGGGGAGCUGGACUUAACCACUAUAUUAUGUUGAAUCCUACAGUGAAGGGGGAGGGGGGGCGAAAAAAAGGGAGAUCCCAACCCGGCGGAGGAGGGUGGGGGUGGGAGAGGAAAGACACCACCACUGUGAGCGCUGCCGAUACCAGACAAUAGAGGCACAAAGUUACUCUCCGAACUUGGACUUACAAAAAAGUUUUCACGUUCCGUCUCCGCCUUUGAUCCUGUUUACACUCAGCUGCCGAUGGCUGCCGGCUGCAGAGCGGAGCUGUGACUUGUGCCGGAGCGUAAGUAGCCGCUCGGGUGGGUUUAUACAUCCAUGAUUGGUGCUUCUCUCGCGGUCUCUCCGUCCAGGUCUAUGCGGUCGCUUUGUACAAGUCCGAUGAUUUAGAUCGGGGAGGGGGAAAGGCCACCAUGUCGAUGCUGCCCACUUUUGGAUUCACCCAAGAGCAAGUGGCCUGCGUCUGCGAAGUGCUCCAGCAGGGGGGCAACAUAGAAAGGCUGGGGCGGUUCCUCUGGUCCCUACCUGCCUGCGAGCACCUCCACAAGAACGAGAGCGUCCUCAAGGCCAAGGCCGUGGUGGCUUUCCACCGGGGCAACUUCCGCGAGCUCUACAAGAUCCUGGAGAGCCACCAGUUCUCCGCUCACAACCACCCCAAGCUCCAGCAGCUCUGGCUCAAGGCGCACUACAUCGAGGCGGAGAAGCUGCGGGGGCGACCCCUAGGGGCAGUGGGCAAGUACCGGGUCCGCAGAAAGUUCCCCCUGCCCCGCUCCAUCUGGGACGGCGAGGAAACCAGCUACUGCUUUAAGGAGAAGAGCCGGAGCGUGCUGCGGGAAUGGUAUGCCCACAACCCCUACCCGUCCCCUCGGGAGAAGAGGGAGCUGGCCGAGGCGACCGGGCUCACCACCACCCAAGUCAGCAACUGGUUUAAAAACAGGAGGCAACGCGACCGUGCUGCUGAGGCCAAGGAAAGGGAAAACAACGAGAAUUCCAACUCCAACAGCCACAAUCCGCUCUCAGCCUCAAUGAACGGGAAUAAGACAGUUUUGGGCAGCUCAGAAGACGAGAAGACGCCGUCAGGGACCCCUGAUCACACUUCUUCCAGCCCAGCUUUACUGCUCAAUUCGAACCCAGGCCUACAGCCGCUCCACGGCUUGGGUCACCCCCAAGGUCCUAGCGCCAUUCCGGUACCCAGUGCGGACCCUAUGCACCAUCAUAGUUUGCAGGACUCCAUUCUCAACCCCAUGUCCUCCAACUUGGUCGACCUUGGGUCUUAAAACUAUUUACACGCUCCCCUCACCACAGCCCUUCGUGUUUUUUUUUUUUAAUCUCAUUUGAAACUUUUAAAGUGAUGACACACUCAUUAGUGGAUCUGUUGUCCCUCUUUGGAUGGCUGGCUGGCUGGCUGUUGCUGUUUGGAAGGUACUGUACUAGACUGUAUGCAGUUCUGUUGUGACAAAGUCUUAAGGGUUGUGCAAAGCUGGUUUCAGACAUAUGGACUGUUCGAUAGGACAGGACUUGUGAUUUAAGCAUAGUGCUAAUAUGGUUCUAUGUAGUAACUAUUUUUUCCAACCUUAACUUCACAGAUCUCUUGGAAUUUUAAUUGAGCAGUCUUGUCUGUGUAUGAUAAGACACCUUGUAUUUCGGGGGAGCGUACGGUUGCUGUUUACAUGCCUCCUUGGAAGACACCCAUCGCUCCCGUUAUCCUAUUGUGUAGUUAUAUAUCCGUGGCAGGUGUACAAUGUACAAUUACAACUAAGAAUACAACCGUUUUAGUCAAGUUAUAGCAGCAACACGCGCUCUGGGUAGACUCUGUAACUUCCUUGUAGCUGACGCUGUGCAGAGAGCCAGCUUCUUUCGCCUUGUCCGUGUGGUGCUUUCGCCAUUUGUUGGGUAGGAAAGGAACUAGUGGCCCGAUCCUCGCCCCCAGCUGAAGUCAAUGCUAAAUUAUCCCAUCGACCUCAAACGGGGGAAGACGUGGGCCCUAAAAAAUUGCUGCUCAUUUUUAGACCUAAACUACCGUAUCAACCGCGAGUCACUCGACUUUAGUUUUGUUUAUAUUAUGUGAAUACGUUCUUUGGGAAAUAUUUCUGCUUUUAUUUUAUAAUAAAAUUUAGAAAUCUA